Molecule: messenger RNA, 4269 nt
Organism: Heterobilharzia americana
Lineage: Eukaryota; Metazoa; Platyhelminthes; Trematoda; Strigeidida; Schistosomatidae
Source: the annotation of a GenBank genome assembly
GCAUCUAGUCAACCUUCAACCUAGUUACGCGCUCUAUUUGGGGGUCUCCUCUCCUAAACAGUUUUGUCUUGUAGUGAGAUCGGCUGAAACAUGAUAAACAACCAAUACAAAAUUCGUAUGGUGACUCGAAGAUCAUGACUUCUUUCGGGAAAUAUGUCAGUAAUUUUGUGAAAACAGCUGUUUCGUCUAUUUCGCCUAACAAAAUAAUAUCUUACACUAUAAGCCAAUAUGAAUCGGAAUAUCAAGACUGUGAGCAGUUACUUCAAGAGAAAUCAAUCUACUAUUUCUAUAAAGUGGCGAACCAUUUUGACAUGAUAUAUUUACCAGGAUCAGUUGGUAGCUCGGGAAAUGGAGAAAAUAUUCAUGCAUACAGCCUCUUUAGGUUUCAAGGUGAAGAGGAAGCAGGUGUUGCUGUAUUUUCGCGAUACAUAGAAGUUUUGGAUCCUUUGCAUUCAGCCUGCGUAAAUAUAGGUCUAACCAUUGAUCGUACCUGUUUGGAGAAAGUAACUGGUUACUCUCGAAACCAGUACGGUUGGGGAGCUGCUCAUGUAGCUGCAGCAAUGUCGUGGCGCGAACUUUUCCUUGGUGAAUCAGUUAGGAAACUUUUAAAUGAAUAUGACCCUAUCUCUGGUCUUACUCCAUUGCGAGUUUCAAUAAAAGAAAAAGACAGAGAGACUGUCCGCUUCUUGGUAACUUUGGAUAAUAUAAUGGCAUCCGAAAGCGAUGAAGAUGGUAAUACAGUGCUUCAUUUGGCUUCCGAGCAUACAUCGAAGGAAAUUCUAUCUCUCCUACUAGAAAACCUUAGAGGUUUAAAUGUUAACCGAUUAAAUAAAUAUGGUGAAUCACCAUUACACAUUGCCUGUCGCAGUAAUUCCAUAGAAUGUGUGGAAGAAUUGUUAAAAGUUGGUUGUAAUCCAUUGGUUGGUGAAUCUGAAUCAUUUCCUAUCCACAUUGCUGUCAGUAAUGAUUCACUUGAGUGUGUUAAUUUGCUUUAUACAUAUUGUCCAAGUUGUAUUAGUUUGCCAGAUUUGUCGAAUCACAGCACUCCAAUCCAUUUGGCACAUAAUUUCAAAAUUUUUGAACGACUAUGCAACCUUGGAGCGAAUUUAGAUGCACGUAAUGAUAUGGGCCUUACUGUUCUGCACAUUAAAGUACGUGAUAAUAAUUUUGAAGAUACACUAACCUUAUUAAUGCAUGGUGCUGAUCCAAACCUACGUGAUAUCGAUGGAGCAACUCCUUUACACUAUGCAAUUAUUUAUAAUUCUUCGAUUCAUAUUAUUCGUGCACUUUUGGCAUUUGAAGCUGAUCCCUGCGCUUUGAAUAACAAUCAGCACAGCUGUCGACACUUACUUUGUCGUCAUUCUGAAAGUUAUAUACAUUCAGAUGAACGAGAUUUAGCUUUGUACACUUUGGAUGCAGUAGGGGUUACUCGAUGUCCUCCGGAUACUGUGAACUGUACAGCAGGUUGUAUGGAUUUGGAAAGUGCUAAAAAAUGUAAUCUUAAUGUGUUUAACGGAACUCGUCCUGAAGUAGUUCACCAUCUAGUGGAUGUUGCACGUGAAUCAAUCGAAGAAAUUCUCUUAUCGGCCACUUCAUUGAAUCUCAGUCGCUUACAUUCACUGAGUCAAAUAUCCAAACUUCAAACUGUAAAUAGUCAUUCAAAUUCUAGUAGCAAAUUGAAUAGUAAAUAUCUGCGUUCUGUUACUUCUCAGUUGACGAACUCUGAAGACAAUCAUGAUAACAGUAAUGAAAACAAAUCUCGAAUAAAAAUUCCAAAGUUACAAAGACAAAUUUCACUGUGUUCAAAUCUCUAUCAACAAGUAGAGUCUUCAACAAGUGCCACCUUACAAUCACCUGUUUUUAGUAUUCCUUCCGAUUCGGAAAGUGAGCUAACACCAAAUACGCAUCUCACUGAACAAUUAGAUUAUAACAAGUUCGCUGGUAUCUCAGACAAUUUAAAACAAUUACCUGUUAAUACGAAUUCUAACGGAAUAGGUUUACCAGAUACGACAUUUUGUUUCAAGCCUACAAAAUGUGCAUGUGAUCGUUCAGUAGUGUCAAAAUGUGCAGAAACGCCUAUGGAUUUCGAUGUACCUCCACUAAUAGGAUCCUCUAAUUUAACUACAACAGCGACAAAAGCAACAAGUGAUGCUACCGUAAUUCAAUUAACUGAGGAUAAGGAAGUUAUUGACUUGUCAAGUGAGGAGGAGGACUUCAAAGUUAAAACAAAUGGAGAUGGAAUGUCGCAUUUACAUGCAGAUGAUAGUUGUCAUCAUCUUUCAGAUAGUUGCAUUAAUAAUAAACAAUGUAGCAAAUGGAGUUGUGGACCAAGAGGUUAUCGUGUUCUGUCACUUGAUGGUGGGGGCAUACGUGGAUUGAUCAUUAUAGAACUACUACGUGCUCUAGAGAUAGCUAGUGGGAAAAAAGUUACUGAAUUGUUUGAUUGGAUCAUUGGUACAUCUACCGGUGGAGCAAUAUCAUUAUUUGUAAUGUGUGGCAAGUGUUUACAUUGUUGUCGUACUUUACUAUUUCGAUUUAAAGAUCUUGUAUUUUGUGGAAAACGACCAUAUCCAUCUGAAACAUUGGAAACACUUAUGCGUAAUGAAUUCGGUGAAAACACUGUAAUGACUGAUUUAAAACAUAUCAGGGUUGCUGUGACAACACUUGUAGGCGAUCGAUGUCCACCACUUUUACACAUGUUUCGUAAUUAUAAAUCACCUCGUGCUCGAAUACAACAUAUUAUGGAAACACGUCAAUGUCGGUCAAAAUCUUUCGCUUGUCCAUCAUCAGUAAACAAAAACAAAAAUGGACUUAAUCAUCGUCGGUCUACUUCAGUUGUUCAAGAAUCGUCAGAUCGUGAGACACAAUCUCCAAAAUCUCCAUCCCUUUCAACUUCGCAUUCUAUCUUAAACUUUUUUAUGAAUGCCCAAGGUUUGUUAACAGGCAAUGAAACAAAUACCAGUCUUUCUUCUUCAGAUGUUGAAACCGGUGAUCAAUUUGAACGUAUACCUCCGGAUAAUGAACAACUGGUUUGGAAAGCUGCUCGUGCAUCAAGUGCUGCACCAACAUACUUUCGACCUUGUGGACGUUUUCUGGACGGUGGACUGAUCUCCAACAAUCCGACGUUGGAUAUUCUGACAGAAAUUCAAGAGUUGCAUCUGCUUCAACGUUUGAAGAUGCGUUCAACACGUCACGCACGUUUGUUUGAACUACUUUUUUUUCAGUUCACUCUUAGUUAAGUCAGUACUACGUGUCAGGGUAGAUUUUAAUUCAUUCUCACAAACCCAUCAAAUAAUUUGAUUCUAUUGCUUGUGAAUAUACCUAAUUUUUUUUACCGUUCUCUAAAUAGCUGUGACUCUAGGUACCCGAAAUAAAAACAUGCAUAAUUUCCAUUCUUACCAUUGCUGACUGUACUGUGACUACUUAAAUUGUGUAACCUAUCAAUUAACUGCUCAGAAAUAACUUCAUUACUUAUAAACAAUUCAAUGACUGCAAUCUGGGAGGAAGAUUUAACUUAAAUAAUGAGAGGUUGAAAUAACAAUAAUGGUGAUUAUAAUAAUGUUCCUAGUUGAUGACGUUUGAAUAGUUUCCGGUGUUAUUUCAUUUUAUCUUUUUAAUAAUUGCAACUUUUAGCAAAACAUUUUCAGUUUAUUCCAGUUAACUUGCCUCAUUCAUAUUACCUAAUCCUUUGAUUGUUUAUUAAUUCUACCACGUUUUUACCCCUUUGUAAUCUAUAUGCACCUUAUAAACGAUUUAAAAAAUCUUAUGUAACUUUUCAGUUAUCCUUCAACAUUUACGUCAUCAACUAGCAACAUUAUUAUUAUAACCAUCGUUGCUGUUAAUUACAUAUUCAUCUCAUCCUAGUUGAACUUAAACCAAAAUCAUCGUCUUUGAUCAGGUUUCUUUUAAAUCAAAAAGGAAUAAGUGGUUCAUUCCUUCUGUUAAUAAUAAUAAUCGCUUUAUUCCAAACAGCAUGUAUGAUACAGUAUGAAACUUUCCGCUUAGAGUAUUUCAACAAAUUCACUUUUUGUAUAAUAUUUUUACAAGAAAUGAUGAUUACGUCUGCAUAGUGUUAAUAAUAACAGUAUUGAAGACAUAAGUGAGAAACGGGCAGUUAGUGUUACAUUUGUAUCUGUUCUCCAUUCGGAAAUGAACACAAAAUUGAGUAUGAUUUCGAUGGUACCAAUUCAAUCAGCCAGUAAAAAAAUUAACAAUCCCAUACAUGUAUCUUAGAAAUAGUAAUGUGAACAAACCUGUAACUCCAAUAGC